Molecule: messenger RNA, 3125 nt
Organism: Notothenia coriiceps (black rockcod)
Lineage: Eukaryota; Metazoa; Chordata; Actinopteri; Perciformes; Nototheniidae
Gene: calcoco2
Product: calcium binding and coiled-coil domain 2
Exons: 15
Coding region: 109-1935 (608 amino acids)
Source: RefSeq, a predicted model, not a curated record
GUUGGUACUACAAACAUCCGAACAGAACUUGAACUCAUCACAGCGCCUGAAUCCGACCUGAGAAGACGGUUGAUGUCGGUGUUGUGACAAGUGCCUGCAAAUCUCCCCAUGGAGAACCCCGCAGAGGCCGAGGACCGUAAUCCCCACACCUUCUCCCAGGUGGUGUUCACUGACACCCCGUACUCAUACCCGCCUUCAAUCCCCGGAAUCACCUGCUGCUACACCCUCACUGCUGCCUUCCAGCCGAACCCCAGGGACUGGGUGGGCAUUUUUAAGGUGGGGUGGAGCUCAACAAAGGAUUAUCAUACCUUUGUUUGGGUGGAGCCAUCUCUGGAUGUGGUAGGGCAAGAGUCAGCCAACAGGCAAGCUUAUUUUAAAGAGUACUACCUGCCUAAAGAUGAGGUCGAGUUCUACCAGUUCUGCUACGUGAACAGUACUGGUAAAGUGCGAGGAGCCAGCACUCCUUUCUGUUUCAGAAGUCCAGAGGAGCAAAGCAUGGAGGGCAGCGUGGAUGAUGACCUCCUGGUUAUUACAACACAGGAGCAGUUGGAAAAGGGCGUACAGGAGAAAUCUAAUCUGCAGAAAAAGCUGGAUCAGAUAAGGAAAGAAAACAAAACCUUAGAAAAUGACCUACAGAAGGAACAGCAAGAAGCUGCCAGCUUAAAGGAGCAGAAUGAUCAGAAAGAGAAAGAAAUGAGUCAACUGGUCAAACAAAUGGAUCAAAUCAAGGGAGAAAAUGACAACUUACUGAGCACCUUACAGCAGCAGGUGAAAGAAACGGGCAACACAAAGGAGAUGUUGACCCAAAUGACAAAGCAGAUGGAGACGCAGCAACAUGAAGCCGCCGUGCAGAAAGGACGUAGUCAAAGCCUGAGUUUGGAUGGAGAAUCAAAGCAAAAUGAGAAAUACAACCGAGCUGUGAUAAAGAUCAACCAAAUGAAAGAGGAGCGCGAGGAGCUGAACAGGAAGAUCAAUGAUCAGAGUGCAGAGAUUUCCACGCUAGAAUCUCAACUCAGAGGAACUCAAAGGGAACUGUUAAAGUUGAAAGACAACGACCAGCUUCUCCAGGUUGACCUUCAGAGCAAUGAGAAAGAGAAGCAGAGGCUCUCUGUGGAGCUGCAAAAGCUGCAAAGCCUCACACACAACAUGGACGACCUGAAGAGGGAGAACCAGGAGUUACACAAGAGGCUGUCGCAGCAGGAGACUCUGCAGAACUGUCCUGAGGACGAUCUAAGGGAGAAGUGUCAGACUCUGGCCACCCAGCUACAGGAAGUUCAGCUGCAGCUCGUGUCCAAGACAGAGGAAGCCAAAAAAAGUGUGAGACAAUCUGAGUUUCUGGAGAAAGAUCUACUGGAAGUCAGGGAACAGUCGGAGAAGAUUAUCAAAUCAUUGGACAAGGAACAACGGAAAAGUAACAAAAUAGAGCUACAGCUCGCAGAUGCACAUGCAGCAAUCGCAGAUAUAGAGGGCAUUGUAGAGGACAAGGAAGAUAUGAUCAUGCUGCUAAGACACGAGAAAGAAGGGCUCCACAAAGAAAACCAGAGUCUUAAUAAUGAUAUCGAUGGGCUGCGCAGAGUUUAUGACGAACACCACUCAGUACCCCCCGCUGACUUACCGUCCAGGCAGCCUGAGGCCCCCCCACGCGCUGCCUCUGCAUCACCCACCGACAACUGGCAGCCGCAGCAGGACACACCUGAAGUGCAUGUGUACGACACCAUAGAAAAUGCAUACUCUUUCCCUCCAGGAAGGGCUGAAGACACAGAGCAGGAGCAGGUGCUGGUGUGUCGUCACUGCCAGGAGAGCUUCCCCGGCAUAACCCAACACGAACUGGAGCAGCACGAGCGGAGUCACCGAUUGUGUCCCUACUGCACGUUGAUCUGUGACAACAUGGAGCAGGCGGAGUUCGAAGAUCACGUCUACGGCCACGAGCUGUGAGAAACGGCUAGAGAAAGAAAACCUCUAACAAGAUGGGUGGUCAUGUGUAAAAGGACCAUGUUGAUAUUUUCUCUACACAUCUCCUGUGUAUCAACUUUACUAUAGAUCAUUUAUCAAAGCAUACUUACGCUUUCUGAAGGGUUCUUUCCAUUCGUUAAUGUCCAGCAUGCAGAUAUAAGCAGCUGCUAAAGACAUGAAUCCUACCUGAUUUACAGCAUCUAAUCCAUCAUGUCCUCAUUUAUUUGGGGAAAAUGUUAUAUCCUGACAUGCACUUAAAAGUAAACUUCCCCAGAACUGGGCAACAUUUGAAAUAUUUAGAUAACAGGUUUUCGUCUAUUAAUACCGGAAUCCCAUAUUCUUAUUUAAGAAUGAAAGCCAAAGUUCUUAAAUGUUGAAUGCUGUCUAAGCAUAAAUCAGAUAUGUUUUGCCUAAACAAAAGUCUUAAAAACACUGGGGAGUAUUUUUCUCGUAACCUUUUUUUUUUACUUGAUUUUGAAGCAUAUCUCAGGUGUUUUUUGCUUCCUAUAUUACUCUGAAAUUAUAAUUUAUAUAUAAUAUAAAGUCCCUAAUAUGCUAUUGUAAAAUCCAUUUUUGGAUUAAAUCUGAUAAUGUAUGAUUUAACUUUUUCAUCAUAGAAGAAAUAAAUGUUAUGAUCACUGAUGUUUUGGACAAAGGGAGAUAAAAAAGAACUGAUGUUUGGAACCCAGCCCUUACAAACCUCCAUAAUAAAAAGGUAUAAACAUUAAAGUAGACAAUUGAAGGACUUUCAAACCUUUGAGAGGUGAUUUUCAUAUAUUGUACUAAAAUAAAUGACAACCAAAUAAACAGCAGUAAGGUAUUCAUGACUUUCUGUAAAAAAGGCCAAAACAUGCUUAAACAAUAGACCGUUCCAUUGGGUUGAAUAAAUCAUUAAAAUGUCAUUUUAAACUUCAUAUAUGUAUUCACCACAAUUCUAUAUUUACAGUAUAGCAUUGCACUUAUCUUUAAGAGAAAAUUGUUGAUCUAGUAUAACCAGAUCGUGCUGAUUGAAACAUUUUAUUCACCUUCUGUUGAUUUGAUUUUAAGGGUGUAUGGCAGAAUGAGUUGUUGAUGCGAGGUUGAGCGAUGUGAAUGUUUUGAAGGAUCAAUUCAAUUUAAUAAAGCGCAUUUGAAUAUUCUGCUGACGUAAUAAAAACCAAAUGGAAAAAAUG